UAAAUAUUGAAGAUAAAUGCUGCAGAUUUAAGACUAGUGAGAAAUAUAAAGGAAGCGAAAGUAUCAAUCUACUUUAAAAAAUAAUAACUUCAAUAAAAAACAGAAAAAAAUUCAUAUUGUAAACAUUUUAAUCUGCAAAUAAAAUAAAAAUAUAUUCCUUAAAAUAUGAAAAAAAAAAAUUACUAUAAUGCUUAUUAAAACGAAAGUAAUUUAGAAAGAAGAAAAAAAAUGUAUAAAUUUUUUAUAGCUUUCACAAUUAUUUUUCCAUUUGUAUAUUUUGUUAACUCAAUUAAUCACUGGGUAUUGGAUGAAAAUGGAAAAAUUACACAAAAGAUUGAUUCUCCAUUUUAUCUUCGAGAACCUAGUAAUUUAAUGGUUUUUCUAGAUCAAAUGAAACACAAUGAUAUUGUAGAAAGUAUUUAUCUAGAAUUGCUAAGAAAACGUGAAGAAAUGGUAAAGGAAAUAAAUAAUUCAAUUAAAUUUGGAUUGGAAGUUAUCGAUGAUGCAAAGUGUGCUUUAGAUUACUAUAUUGAAGGUUCCUUAACACAUGCAGUUAUAACAAAAUCUUAUCUUAAUAGAAUACCUUUAAAAAAGAAAUAUGAUAUUGUAGUAGGAAACAGACUUCCACUUUGCGGACAAAUUCCAAUCAAAUAUUCUGGAAUUUGUUGCUAUGAUCAUAUAGAAAGCAUUAAUAAAUUUAAUAAUCUUCGUAUAUCAGAGGAAGUUGAUCUAUACAAUGAUGAAUUAGAAAUAAAUACUAUACAAUUUCUUAGCAAUCUAGUAACAGGAUUAAGUGAAAAUCCUACUUCUUGGAAGUAUUAUAUUUUAAGUUCAUAUUAUUGGCGUAUGAAAGGAAAUGCAUCCGAAGCUAUAGAAUGUGCUAAGCGUUCAGUUAUGUUAGCACCAAGAAAAUUUCGUGACAUUCCAUUACUAAGCUUAGGUUCAAUAUUGUUUCGUGCUGAGAAACUUCAUGAGGCAGAAAUAUUAUUUAGAGCUGCAGUAGAUCAUGCUCCAGAAAUAGCAGAAAAUCAUUUUGCUUUAGCAACAACUUUAGCAAUGUUAUCACAAUUUAAUCGUUCUUUAGAACAUUUUGAAAUGACUGAGCAAUUAGAUUUAACGUAUUUGCCAAAAACACAAUAUUUGAAAAAUUUUCUAAAAUGCAUUGAAAAUUUAAAUAAAAAAACUGCUGAAAUGUAUAAAAAUGUGGAAUACAUAAAAGAACAAGUCAAUGGACUGAAAGAUAUGAAAAAUCAAAUAACGGCAAGCCAUGAGAAAUUAUUAGAGCAACAGGUACCAUUAAGUGUACGAUUCAAUAACGUUGAAAACUCAAAUAAAAAAGAAGAAUUGUUACAUCGUGGUCAAUUUUGUAGCACAAGUAAAAAAUCUGGUAGUGAACCUAUUGUUAGGUGUGAUUUUUAUUCUGAUCUCCAAAUGCGUUUGGAAAGUAAAAAUGUUGACAUCGAGACACUCGAAAGAGAAAUUAAUACUAAUAGCGAGGAGAUAAUUAAAAAAUUAUCAAUAGAUUUUAGUUCACAAUUGAAUUUUGAUAAAAAUAAAAAUAAAGGACAGAACACAAAAUAAAUUAGUAUAAAAUAUGUAAUAUAUUUAAAAUUAACUACACAGAGAAUUAUUUUUAUUAUUUUUAUAAUACAUUUAUCUAAUUAUGGAUUGAAUAAAAGUAAAU
Molecule: messenger RNA, 1684 nt
Organism: Condylostylus longicornis
Lineage: Eukaryota; Metazoa; Arthropoda; Insecta; Diptera; Dolichopodidae
Product: tetratricopeptide repeat protein 17
Exons: 4
Coding region: 229-1581 (450 amino acids)
Biological process (GO): actin filament polymerization
Cellular component (GO): cytoplasm; actin cytoskeleton
Molecular function (GO): protein binding
Source: RefSeq, a predicted model, not a curated record